UGACAAAAUUAAACAUGCACAUUCUUUUCCAUCACAUCAAAACUCCAUAGAAACACCCAAAAAACUCAAACUUUUUCUCUCUCCUCAAUGGAAAUGCCAAUACACAAAAUUCCAAAACGUAAUUACAAGUCUAAACUUAUUCUACAAAUUUCAUUACCAAUAAUCUUAUUUACAAUAAUCACAUUACAAUUAUCCAAGAACAUUUCUUUCAAGAAAUCUCCUACUAAUCGUACUUCAUUAGAGUCAUUACACGCUAAUAAUGUUGAAUUAUUACAAACUUUACCUCAAAAAGAAUCAUUACCACCUACUAAUGAUGAUGAUGAUCAAGUUGUGAUCGAAUCAAAACGCUACCAAACAAGCCCUAAACCUAGCCCGGUUACAAAAUGUGAUCUUUUUUCGGGCGAAUGGGUCCCGAAUAUGGAGGCUCCAUAUUAUACAAAUUAUACUUGUAGGGUGAUCCAAGAACAUCAAAAUUGUAUGAAAUAUGGUAGACCCGAUACCGAGUUUAUGAAGUGGAAAUGGAAGCCAAACGGGUGUGAAUUACCCGUUUUUAACCCGAAUGAGUUCUUGGAUAUCGUUAAGGGCAAAUCUUUGGCUUUUGUUGGUGAUUCUGUUGCUAGGAAUCAUAUGCAAUCUUUGAUUUGCCUCUUAUCUCAGGUAGAACAUCCUUUGGAUAUUUCUCCUACAAAAGAUGAUAACUUUAAACGUUGGUACUUCCAAUCUUCCAACUUCACACUUGCUAUAUUUUGGAGCCCAUUCUUAGUCAAGACCCAAGAAAAUGACCCAAAUGGCAAAGCUGGAAAGACCUUUACUGGGCUCUACCUCGACGAGGCCAACGAUGUUUGGACGACCCAAAUCGAUGAAUUUGACUAUGUUAUCAUAUCCGCGGGGCAUUGGUUUUUCCGGCCCCUUAUCUAUUACGAGAAGGGUAAUUUUAUGGGAUGUCGUUAUUGUGAGAUAGAUAAUCUUAUGGAAUAUUCCCUCUCCUAUGGGUACCGAAACGCGUUUCAAACCUCGUUUCGGGCCAUUUUGGAGAGGGAGAAUUUCAAAGGUAAGGUGUUUUUGAGAACCUUUGCUCCCUCCCACUUUGAAGGAGCAGAUUGGGAUCAUGGGGGGGACUGCAAAAGAACUAGUCCAAUAAAAAGCUAUGAAUUGCCUUUAGAUGGACAAAAUAUGGAGGUGUAUACAGCCCAAUUGGAAGCUUUCAAAGAGGCCCAAAGUGUGGCCCAAAAACGUGGGCUUAAGUUCGAACUCAUCGAUAUGACCCGGCUCAUGUUGGUGAGGCCCGAUGGGCACCCGAGUGUAUAUGGGCGUCCGGCUAAGAUGAAUGGGAUAUGGCCCAGUGAUUGUGUCCAUUGGUGCUUACCCGGGCCCAUUGAUAGUUGGAAUGAUUUUUUGCUUGAGAUGUUAAAGAGUGAAGAGAAGAAUCUUCACUAAAAUUAGAUUAAAAGAGGGUUAUAUACUGUUAAUCAUGAUGCAUGAAGAAGUUUAGCAAUUGGUAUAAUUUAUUUAAUUGUAUAAAAAAAAAAAGGACCAAUUUGUUACAAAAGAGGUUGAUACAUGAUCAAUUCAUCAUACAAGAUUCAUUUUUCUUUUUCUCUGUUUUGUCGCACUAUAAUCUAUUUGUUACAAGAUAGAUUAUUAAAUAGAGUAUUAUUCAAAGAUUUGGAAAAAAAAAAUGUCAUUUGUUUUGUUUUUCACGUGUUGUAAGCACCAUUUUCUUCUUUCUAUUUUGAAUUAUGGCUAUAAUUACUUUAUUAGGAGAGGCAUCUCAAUAGCAAGCCUUUGUUUUAUUACGGUUUGAAAACUAAUA
Messenger RNA from Chenopodium quinoa (quinoa), 1813 nucleotides. RefSeq names its product protein trichome birefringence-like 19. The record is from RefSeq and is a predicted model, not a curated record. Bases 88 to 1437 code for a protein of 449 amino acids. Gene Ontology annotation, molecular function: O-acetyltransferase activity. Gene Ontology annotation, cellular component: Golgi apparatus. The transcript has 2 exons. Lineage: Eukaryota; Viridiplantae; Streptophyta; Magnoliopsida; Caryophyllales; Amaranthaceae.